This is a messenger RNA of Pyrenophora tritici-repentis Pt-1C-BFP, 3150 nucleotides long. NCBI's taxonomy places the organism in Eukaryota, Fungi, Ascomycota, Dothideomycetes, Pleosporales, Pleosporaceae. The record is from RefSeq and is a predicted model, not a curated record.
AUGGCCAUGAUGGGCAAUAUGCCGCCCAAAAAGAGCGCUCCGAAGCGCAAAGGCAACCAGAAAACCUUACGGGAGAGACGAGAUGUUGACAUCAUGAACACAAACGACAGCAGCAUUGUAUCCAAAAGGAGUGUUUCUAAACUGUACCUCACAAAUGAACCAGACUUCUAUGAGCCAUUCGUCCCGAAAUUUGUUCGACGCAACCCUUUGAUCAACCGCGGAUAUUGGCUACGCAUGCACGCCAUUGAACAGGCUGUCCGUAGAUUUCUGGAAUUGGAAAAUGACAAGCAGAAGAUUGUGAUAAACUUGGGAUCUGGCUACGAUCCGUUACCUUUCCAAUUCUGGCAUAGGUAUGCUUCUCUUGCAGAGUCGGCCACAUUUGUAGAUGUCGACUACCCGCAGUUGAUGGAGCGGAAACGAGAUCGUAUGCUCAGUAAUAGCCUUCUUCGAGACGCUUUGCUCAAGACCAAGCUCCGCACAUCCGAGCAGCCUGUUUACCUUCGAAGUGACGGCUAUAUGGCACUGGGCUGUGAUCUAAAAGACCUUGUAACGCUUGAACGUGUUUUACGGGCCGAGUUCGACAUUCCGGCGGCCUCAGUCCUGUUCGUCGCCGAGGUUUCUGUGACUUACAUGCCGCUAAAAGACUCUGAUACUCUCAUACAGUGGGCUAGUACCCUGGAAGACGAACAAUAUCUGCCACAGGGCCCGGAACAUCCCUUUGCCAAGACUAUGUUGUCUCACUUCGACAAACUACAGGCAUCAAUCAAGGCGGUCAAGUUACACUCCUCGCUGGCUCAGCAAGCGUCUCGUUUCCGCAACGCGGGUUGGCCAACACUAAUCAUGGCCCGCAAUCUAUGGGACCUUUGGUCGGAUGAUUCCUUUACUCCUCCCACUAUCAGGCGCGGGCUAGAUGCCUUUGAGCCGUUUGACGAGUGGGAAGAAUUUGCGCUUUUUGGCGGUCAUUACUUCCUACUUGUUGCAUCAAAUGCGGAACAAGGGACAUCUACCGAGAAAUUGUGUGAUGAGACAGCCAUCAAAGAGUGCAGCAAAGCUACCGAUGCGGAGAGUAUCACCUUACAAUCUUGGAAGCAACCAACCGGUGAAGCCCUGACAGCGCGACGUUUCACAGCUGCAUUCGCUCUUGACAGGGACUCGGUGGCCAUCCAUGGUGGACAAGGGACACAGGCCCGUCUCGCUGAUAUGGAUGUGUUGAAGCGACAAGAUGAUAUCGAGGAUCGCACGACCCAACCUUCUAGCCAGCUGCCUACUGCACGCAUGUGCCAUACUAUCACAUCAAUGUCCAACGGUGAAGCACUGUUGGUCGGAGGACGCGGAUCGCCAACGCAGGCUUGUGCAGAUUCAUGCUGGCUGUUCAAGGACAGGACUUGGACCAGAGUGGAUGGCCUCGUGCCAGCUCGCUACCGGCAUUCUGCCGUCGCCGUUAUGUUGGGGUGUGGGGACACACAAGAACACGGUGUCCUUGUCUUCGGUGGCAAAGCCAGUGACGGCACAGUACUCGAUGCCGAUGACUGCUGUGCCCUAUGGACUGCCAACAACGGAUGGCACAGCAUUCCCGUCGACGGAGCGCGUCCGUCUGCACGCUUUGGUGCCGCCAUGUCUACGAUCGACUCAGCACAAAAUCGCGGGUUGCUGACAGGAGGUGGGAACCAAAGCGGCGUGGUUGUGGAGGACGCCGUGUGGGAGUGGUCCAUUUCCGCACCAACACCACGACUAAGAUUUAAUGACCGCACCAAUGACGUCCGCAGCAAUCUGGAAAACUCUGCAUAUGCACGUAUAGGUUCCAGCCUGGUUCCUUGGGGCAAGUCGUUGAUGAUGAUUGGAGGUGUUUCAAAGAAGCAUAUCCACAGUCUGUCAGACGACUUUCUACUUUUAACAUGCAGUGACACGACUAUAGAGGUGGAACAACCCAGUAUGCAUGUGUUGCCACCAACAACAUGGCCUUUGCUAGUGGGUGUAGGGGCCGUUUCAACCUCCGCAGGCGAGAUUGUGCUUACAGGAGGGGGAGCGGUAUGCUUCUCGAUGGGAAGCUACUGGAACGAGGAUCCGCUCAUUCUCACUGCUGGGUCUAAGCAAGGGUCAAAGCCAUGGCGUCGUGUUGUGCCGAGUCAUAGCAGCGGCACAGCAGGCACGGUACAAGCGAAAGUCGCUGGAGCUGCACCUCAAACUCGGCGAAAGCAAGUUUGUGCGAAGAGGAAGCCCGAUAUCUCUGCACGCACUACCGAGAUCACGAGGGUACAGCUCAAGUCGUCAGAUGACUUUGCAAGCCUAGUUGCAGCUUCCAAACCCGUCAUCAUCGAAGGUCUCGAUAUCGGGCCGUGCACAGACCUGUGGACUCUAGACUACCUGAAAGAAAAACUUGGCCCCCAAAGAGAACUCGUGAUCCACGAGUGUCCGUCAGAUCGCAUGACGUUCAAGGACAAGAACUUUGCCUACGUAAAAAAAUCGGUGGCAGACUUCUUAGAUGGGAUUGCACAAGGCUCGCACGCAUAUCUUCGCGCCGUAUCAUCAAGCCAACCAAACAAGCUGCCCACUAAACUUGAAGAUGACUUUCCCAACAUUGCCAGCGACUUCAGGUUGCCCGAUGUUUGCAGUGUAGUGAAGGAAAACUACCAUUCCUCUCCCCUCCGUAUCUCGGGCCCUGUAUCCCUCUGGCUCCACUACGACGUCCUCUCCAACGUCCUCUGCCAGAUUCGCGGUAACAAAACUCUUUAUCUCUACCCUCCAUCUGAUGUCUCAUAUCUAGACUACCCGCCUGGAGGCUCAUCUUCCAACACUGAUGUACUAACCUCCAAGCACCCCAAACUGCGGAACACACAUCCCCAUGUCGCUUCCCUCAAGCCCGGUGAUAUUCUCUUCAUACCGCCCAUGUGGAGUCAUACCGCUACGCCAGAGGAUGGCGUAAGUGUAGCAGUCAAUGUUUUCUGGAAGGGAUUGGACAAGGGGUAUGCGGCUGGUAAAGAUGUCUACGGAAACAGAGACUUGCAAGCGUAUGAGAAUGGUAGGAGGGAUGUCGAGAAGAUCGUGAGAGCGUUCAAGGACAUACCUGUUGAUGUAUCACGGUUUUACCUGGAGAGGUUGGCCGGCGAGAUUUUGGAAAGAGCCAAGAAGAUGGGGGAGAAGAAGAUUUGA